CGCCGAUCGAGCACAUUGGGCGGCAGCCGACCAUAAGUCCUUCCGCUGCCAUGAUGAACCUUCUCCUCCAUUGCGGAUGCAAGGGAACCAGCGAGUCUCCGCGCCAUGCAGACGGCCGACGACACCAAUCAUUUCUGUCAUCCGAAGCGACCACGAUCCAUGGUUCCCAACAACGUUCGGUGCUGGCUGCCAAGCUGGGAUACGAGCGGUUUAAUAUCAAUUCGAAUCAUUCGGGGGAAAGUCCGAUGUCGUCGUCCUCCCAGACGAUAAGGCGGCAUGUAGCAGCAGCAGCGUCCGCCAGUAGUAGCCAUAGCAUCCCAUCGACCAGUGGCAUCAAUAAUGUCGCUGCACUCCCGUUGCCGCCACCAUCUUCGUCCAAGUCCCUCGUUGAUCCGUUCAAGAACCGCCGGGUGGCACCACUGUGGCUCGAAGGCGAAGAAACCACUAUGGGCCUGCCAGACGGCGACGUGCCCAAUUUUCAGACGUUCUGCUCGUACGAGCGUUGGUCGGCGGCGUUUGCAUCGCCUGGCGACUUCACCAUCAAAGCCGCCCAUGUCAAACGGUCCAGUGGGACAGUCGUCUAUCAUCUCGCGUUGGUGGGGUUGUCUAUUCCGCCUUCGACGUCGUCAUUGUCGGGAACCGUGUCCCCGCAUCAUUCGCUAUCGCGAUCUCGCACGGACGGUGUCAACUAUUCCACAAAUUCCUUGUCCUCUACGUAUUCCGACCAUCGGUAUGCCCAGUUCCCCCGUCCGCGCAAAGACAAGGCGCAAUCGGUGUCGAUCAUCACAAAAUCCGACACUGACAUCGCCGCGUUUGUCCAUGCCAUGGCCCUCCGGUUUCCAGGGCACAAGAUCGCGUCGUCGUUCGCGCGCAAAAUGAACAAAGCCGGCCGGUCGCUGGACGACCGCGCUGCGGCUGUCGUGGACGUGCUGUCGUUCUUGUUGUCCAUGACGCACGUGGGUGUCCAUGGGUUGAUCCCCGUCAAGGAGCCGAUCCCCCAAGACCUUCGCGUGCGUCUGUUCCUCAAGUUGCAUUGCUGGAACGCGCACAUGGGCGCGGUUCCAACCGGGUCCAACUCGUGCGACGGUCGAUUGGAAUCGCAAUCGCAUUCGGAAAAGGUACCGACGCCCACGCGGAAGUCGAUUCCGUCCGAGUGGUUUGUCUCGUCCAAACUCGCGUCUUCGUCGUCUUCAUCGAUGCGUCCUAGCGUGAGCAGCUCCAACCUCCCGCGCAUGCGCCGCCGUUCGCUGCCGCAAGCGGCGGCCCCCACGCCGUAUUGCACGACCUUUGUGCCCCCAAACGCAUGGAAAAAGAAAGCCAAAGACACGCCCGGGGCGUUUACCGUCGUGUUGUCGGGCAUUCACGUCCUGGACGACGGCGUUGUCGAGUACGUGUUGACUGUGUUGUUUGUCGACAGCGUGACGCCCUCCUUGGCGCCGCGCACUCGAACAGUGGGCCAUCGGUAUCAAGAGUUUGAUGACCUCGCCGUGCACAUUCGCCACAAGACCAAGCUGAACGUGUCGAUGCCCCCGAAGACGAUGUUCCGAUGUGUGGACCCCGCGUUCUUGGAGACGCGAUCUGUGGACCUCCAGCGUUUCAUCGACUCGCUCUUGUCGCUGCACUUUACCGGCAUGUUGGACCAAAAGAUCGACAUGGCCGCUGAACCCCGCGUGCGCGCCUUUCUCCAGUUGCCGACCGUCCAAUGGAGCGUUGUCGCGGAACUCCCCACGAAACAAGACUUGGAUCGAUUCCGGGCCUUGUCCAACUCGUCCACGGCGAGCUCACGGAGCGUGUCCCAACCCAAAGACAGUGACGACGACGACGACGAUGACGACGAAGACGACGAAGACGGUGGAGACGAACGCAUCUUUGCCGAUUUUGAAACCCGCGUGGACCGUCCUUUCUUGAGCCAUCGACGGUCCAUUUCGUCGCAGUACUAUCCCAUCUCUCGCGGCAUCGCAUGAGACCAAGUAUCAUCAAUACGAAUCAUCCACCUGUGUGUGAAUGUCCUCUUAUGCCCCUUCAUGAUGAUGGAUGCUCCUGUGUUGCGGCGGAAAGCUCCAUCUUCGACUGAUGGCGGCGGUGCCGCGGUGGAAAGUGCAUUGCGCGGGGAAACUAAAAGUGUGGUGUAAUUGUCACGUUCCGUG
This is a messenger RNA of Aphanomyces astaci, 2147 nucleotides long. RefSeq lists its product as hypothetical. The transcript has a single exon. NCBI's taxonomy places the organism in Eukaryota, Oomycota, Saprolegniomycetes, Saprolegniales, Verrucalvaceae. The coding region runs from base 51 to 1964 and encodes 637 amino acids. Gene Ontology annotation, molecular function: phosphatidylinositol binding. The record is from RefSeq and is a predicted model, not a curated record.